Messenger RNA from Macrosiphum euphorbiae (potato aphid), 405 nucleotides. Lineage: Eukaryota; Metazoa; Arthropoda; Insecta; Hemiptera; Aphididae. The record is from the annotation of a GenBank genome assembly.
AUGAACCCAUUUUCAAUCACAUUUAGUGAAAUACAAAAAUAUUCAUGCAAUAUCCAGUUGGAAAUCACAGAAAUUCAAAACCACGUUUCCUUGAAGCAGAUAUUUACCGAAAUUGUAUCAUCACAACCACAGCUGCAGUCUUCAGAAAAUUUAAUAAAAUUUUGGAAAUUAGUACCAAAAGAAGACUUUCCUGCAACGUGUGAUCUUGCCUUGCAGAUUUCAAGCAGAUUUGGAUCAACAUAUAUUUGCGAAAAAGCUUUUUCUACUCUAACCUACAUCAAAAAUAAAUAUCGUAGUUCGUUAACUGCGCCUCAUAUUUCAGAUUUGAUGUUGUUAUCAACAUCAGAUUUAUCACCAGAUAUUGAAAAAUUAUUAGCUAAUAAGUCUCUUCAUAGAUCUCACUGA